This is a messenger RNA of Zea mays, 1864 nucleotides long. RefSeq lists its product as uncharacterized. Bases 169 to 1689 code for a protein of 506 amino acids. NCBI's taxonomy places the organism in Eukaryota, Viridiplantae, Streptophyta, Magnoliopsida, Poales, Poaceae. The record is from RefSeq and is a predicted model, not a curated record. The transcript has 2 exons.
GACAUACCCAGUUACACACAGGCUAACGAAUUGAAGCUCUAUAUAUAUACACACACAGACACAGGACAUACUAUAUAUAUGUCUGUUCAUCAUGCCCUGCUAUAAGCUCUUCCUCUCUCAUCGACCUUUGAGCAACCACGCACUAGCUUGACGGCCGAUUGAAGCAGCAUGGAACCAGCUGCUGCGGCAUGGGUACCAUUCAACUUUCAACUGGCGAACUGGACAGCAUUGUUUCCUGGUGAGAUAUAUGGUAGCUGGAUGCAAACUCGUGCCCCUGAUAACUCCUCCGGCAGCGGCCGGCAGCUAUUUGAGUACUAUGCUGCAGCCACACAGCAUUGUCCAAUUGAGGAAGAAGCACAAGACCAGUCGUUUGAGGUCGCUUUGGAUUUGCACAAUCUGGAAAUAGACAACAACGACGCCAUUUGUGUGUUCGAGAAAGUAGCUCGUAACUUUGAGGCCGAUAUCCGUAGGACGAAAGAGAAGAUCCAUAGGUACCCUGAAUGCAUUCGAGAUCUCGGUGAUUACUAUACUGUGCCGAGGAUUGUGGCCAUCGGUCCUUACCACCACGGCAAACAACCGUUAGGGAAGGCGGAAGAGGUGAAGUGGGUGGCGGCGUAUCACUGUAUCGUAGAAUCGGGCUGCUCACCGCAGGCAAUGUACGAUGCGGUCGCCUCCGCCGCCGACAAUGCCCGCACCCUCUACGACAAGGAUGUGAUGGCAGGUAUCGGCUAUGACGACUUUCGAGUUAUGAUGUUCUUUGAUGCUUGCUUCCUGGUGCAGUACAUAGUCUGGUUUACGGGUUUGGAGAAUGAGACAGAUCCGUCGUCAUGGCACAAUUUCCUUCACCUCAACCGCAGCGGCAUCAACCAUGACGUCUGGCUGCUUGAGAACCAGCUCCCCUGGAGUGUGGUGGAGGCCGUCAUGAGGCUCCGGCAUGUGAACCUGCGGAAGUACGUUGAGGAUUGGAGAGGCACUCUGCAAGACCGCCGGGAUCUCAUAGAAAAGCCUUUCGUCUGGGAAGACAAUUACGAUCCACCACAUCUCCUUGGCCUCCUCCGGCACUACGCUGUAGGACGAAGUGAAAAAAUCAUCGACCGCGACCUGUCCAAGGAGUUCGACUCGCUGUCAUUUUCAGCUAGUGCCAUGGAGCUCGCCGAAAUCGGCAUCACCUUUAGGGCCAACGAAACAGCAAAGCUCGUUGACAUGGGCCUAAAGAAAGAUGUCCUCUUUGCUGAGCUCUCACUAGCGCCGCUGUCUCUAAACCAUGCGCGCGCAAGCCGCCUCGUCAAUAUGGCCGCUUUCGAGAUAUGCACUGUCCCUAGUUUUAUUGAUGCUAAAGUUGAAGACUCCGCUGUUUGCUCCUACCUUCUCCUCCUCUGCAUGUUGGUGCAUAGGGAAGAGGACGUGCAUGAGCUGCGACGACAGGGUAUCCUGCAAGGAGGAGCUGGGCUCACCGACAAGCAGGCACUCAAAUUCUUCGCCAGCCUUCAGAGCCUGCCCGACGGGCAAUGUUGUACCCUAACCAUGCUAGAAAUCGAGAACUACAGGAUCCACAAGAAGAUGCAGACAAAGGUGUACAAGAAGCGCAAAACCAUCUUCAAGGUUUUAUCCAUCACUGUUGCAGCUAUCACUAUCUUUGGUACACUACUCAGUAUCUCAGCACAACUCUCAAAUGUCUCUAAAGGCUGAAGUAGAGUUUGAAAAAUAGGUGCGCUGGGAUAGGUACUAGGCUGGUGAGCUCACUUUGGGCUGCCCUUUGAUACCUUUUGUUCUAUCAAUGCUUUGUGUUACUUUCCUUAUAGUAGCUAUAACAUUCCUUCAAUGAUAUACCUGAAUGUUGGUUUACAGUAAAAUGUUUGCUCCA